ACACUGAAUGGGUGCUGGCAAACCAGGAAUUAUGUGAGAGGCAGUGGUACGUUGUCCGUGGCCUCCCUGUUGGAGAAAAGAUCAACUUUAGGGUGGUGGCGGUGAACGUAGCUGGACGCAGCCCUCCUGCUACAUUGCAGCAGCCUGUCACCAUUCGUGAGAUCGUGGAACACCCAAAGAUCCGUCUUCCUCGGGAACUAAGAACCAAGUACGUCAGACACGUUGGUGACAAGAUCAACCUGACCAUUCCCUUCCAG
Molecule: messenger RNA, 257 nt
Organism: Cynoglossus semilaevis (tongue sole)
Lineage: Eukaryota; Metazoa; Chordata; Actinopteri; Pleuronectiformes; Cynoglossidae
Product: myosin-binding protein C, fast-type-like
Exons: 2
Molecular function (GO): protein binding
Source: RefSeq, a predicted model, not a curated record